Cylicocyclus nassatus is the source of this 1368-nucleotide messenger RNA. Lineage: Eukaryota; Metazoa; Nematoda; Chromadorea; Rhabditida; Strongylidae. The record is from the annotation of a GenBank genome assembly.
UGAGACGUGCUUGGAAUAUAUGCAUACAAUCUGGUAGGCUUGCAAGUUGUCUGGAAUACGUUCAUCAUCCCGCUGGUUCCAUGGAUCAUGGGCGAAGCUAAAGUUGCGAAAGUUUCGGUGCAAGCAGAAGGAGCAGAACCAGUUGUCGACGAAGUUGAGUCUUUGGCUGAUUUCUCAUUGGUUGAUGGCAGGAAGAAAGUGAAGUGGGCCUUGAAAGAAGGUGAAGGCAAUGAAUUUUUCAUGUACCUCAAAGAUAUAGAUGCUUAUCGGCCUCCUUUGCAUGAUAUUCUGCGAGAGCUUUUACCACACAAAAGUGGUGAUCCGUUUGAUUUCCUAGAACUUCCUCCCGAGGUACAGCUGGAAAUUUUGGACUACUUGUCAUUGCGAGAUUUAAAUUCAUGUCGUCUUACCUGCCGCUGGAUCAACGACCUCAUAGAGAAGAACUGGCACAGCCUGUCGCCGCGAAAGAUUGGAUCCAUUGACUUUAUACCAGGCUGCGAUGAAGUAUGGGGUCUGUAUUUUAAUUACAAAAGAAAGCUGCGCUCUUUCACUAAUGUUAUCAUAUCGCGGCUCGUCCUGUUUUACGGCGUAAUAACAUCGUCCAUCCUCUCCAAUCUCGCGCACACAUUGCGCCAAUCACGAAUAACAGUCAAGGCAAUUGUGAUUCACAACUGUCUAUGUAGCUGUGAGCCGGAGGAGUUGAUCGCGUUCAUCAAAAGCGCGCAUGUUGAGUCUCUGGCCAUCGAUGUAUAUGAUAUGGGUGAUUUUGGCAAGAGACUCUUGAAUGACCCUGCUAUUCAAAGGCUUCGAUGUGUUUUCAUUUUUUCGAAUGGAGACGACAUCAUGAGUGGCAUCAUGGUAGAUCCGUUUCUUUACGACAUGCCAAUUGAUCUGCACGGAGUUUGUAGACUGUUAGCGGAUUGGGAGAGCGCAAGUAUGGAGAUUCUGCACUUUCACAUGUAUUCUGAUGCCGAAUGGGCGGCGGAUGCAGAUUCCGUUUUAAAUGCCGUUCAGUAUAUUGACGCUCGAAAUGGUUAUAUACUUCGAAACAUAGACGAACAAGAGCUUCGAGUUGAAGUUUCUGAUGGUUGUAUCACUUUCGCGCUCUCGGGGUAAAAAUACCUUUCCGUUUGCUUUCCUCUCUGUAUCCAUGCCUUCCGCCUCCUUUCGGUGCUGUGUUGUGAUUUUCGGUGAAUAAGCUCGUCUAAAAUUGGUUCAUGUAUACCUUCUAUUAUUAUGUUGAUUGUCCAACUCCUUGUAUCAUUGCAUGGAUCUCAUUGCCUUGAAAGUCGCUUAGAUUGUGCAUAGCAUUUGUUGUUCUGCUAGUUUGACACGGGCAUCCUUAAAUAAAUUUAUAUCACAAGUCCC